AUGGCAACCCUUCGCCCUCCUUCCAGUCCUUCCCCUUCCCCUUUAACUACAGAAAAUGGUCGCGCCCCCGCUAAUUCGCGUGCUUCCAUGGGCCCCCGUCAAACUCUUUCUCCUGCCUCGCCGCGUCCGGGUGGAGGCGGUGUGAGCGGUGCCCGCCCCACCAGCGAGCUCCUUGGAAGCGCAAGCAUGUUCCAAACCCCCGAAUCGGAUGCGAUCGACCAGUGGUUCGAGAAUUUGCAGAAUUACGAGGCCACUCUCGAAGAUAUGGCUGCCGCAUCGCUGGACGUCAACUUUAAAGAAGAAUUGAGCGCGAUAGAGCAGUGGUUCAAAGUUCUUUCUGAAGCAGAGCGCACAGCCGCUCUAUACAGUCUUCUUCAACAUUCUACCCAAGUUCAAAUCAGAUUUUUCAUUACAGUUUUACAACAGAUGGCAAGAUCCGAUCCUAUGACUGCUCUCUUGAGUCCUGCUGUUGGUGGCUCCAUGCAAAGUCAGAUGGAGGCGAAACUCGCCCAAAUGAGUCUUAAAUCUCCUGCUUUGAAGUCGCCUAUGCCUUCUUCGCCUCGUAACUUCAGUGCUAACAGGCAAUCACUCGCAUUGGACACUUCGUCCGCAUUUCUUUCCCCCGAAUCCGCUGCGAUAGGAUCUGGGGGUAACGAUGCUGCUGCCACGCUAGCGCAACAGAGAGCGAAAUUAAAAGCAAGCAACGCUGCCCAUAGGAUUUCGGCUCCCGUCCUUGCAUCUACUGGCGGAGAUGGCCGUUCCUCGUGGGGAUCUGCAUUGAGCCAAGUAACAGAGCAGAACCCUCACUCACCUGCUCAGGAGAUCGCUGUACCCAGCCCAAACAUUAGCGUUAACAGUAGGCCCAAAAGUACCGAGUUCAGUGGCUCUAUCGGGUCUCCUCACCCGGGUGCAGACACGCUCUCCCCUAUCAUGGGCGACAGCUGGGCCAGCAUGGUGAAUACCCCUCAGAAUCUCAUGUUCGGAAAGGAGGCGCAUGGCAAUCAGAACCUUGAUGCAGCGGCCGCCAAGUUAAAUGAAUGGUCCGCUUUGGCUGCUGCGCCUCGCGUUCCACUCAUGGCUGAUCCCAAGUCAUUCCGUCGUGCAUCGAAAGGCAAUACAGCCCCUAACUCUGACAACGGCCGAGAUGGUAGUGGUGGGGUAGACACCAACCUUAUCCAGCAGCAACAACAGCAGCAACAGCAACAGCAACAACAGGUGCAACGCAGGAACGUUAGUCAAGGAGCUAAUAACAACUUUAACGGACAACCGCAAGGUACUUGGAAUGGAGCCCGAAGCCCGGGGUUACCCACUCCGAACAGGUUCGGGGACGAACCCAACGGUCUUAACGGUUUGGGCAUGGCUGGAUUUAACAUGGGAGGGUUGGGUAGCCCUGGAUUAAGCAUGGGAAUGCAAAAUGCUAGCUUACUGGCAGGAAUGAACCCCAUUCAGCAGAUGAACAUGCUUAGCAUGCAGGCGCAGAUGAGUGCGAUGGGAAUCUCUCCCGAGCAGGUUCUGGCUGCCCAAAUGGCGGGUUUCACUCAGCCCGGUUGGUUGGGUUUACCGCAGGGGAUGCAAGGUGGUAAUGGCGGAAAUAACAGCAACAAUAAUAAUAACAGGAAUCGCGGCGGUGGCGGCCGGUCUCCUGGCCUCGGAAAGUCGGGAUCUUCUGCUGGUAGCAACGCAGGCAGCAACGCUGGCGGAAAGAAAGACGAGGAGGACGUCGACCCUGCGUUACUGAAUGAUAUCCCGGCCUGGCUGCGAAGUCUGAGGUUGCACAAGUACACGCCGAACUUUGAGGGGUACAAGUGGCAGGACAUGGUAAUGCUUGAUGAGGCUGCUUUGGAAGGCAAGGGCGUGGCCGCUCUUGGCGCGAGGAGGAAAAUGUUGAAGACAUUCGAGGUAGUGAGGAAGAAGAUGGGCAUGGAGAAUCCUGGUGGGGCCAGCGAGACUUCCUCCUCGUGA
This is a messenger RNA of Serpula lacrymans var. lacrymans S7.9, 1962 nucleotides long. RefSeq lists its product as uncharacterized. NCBI's taxonomy places the organism in Eukaryota, Fungi, Basidiomycota, Agaricomycetes, Boletales, Serpulaceae. Gene Ontology annotation, molecular function: translation repressor activity; protein binding; mRNA binding. Gene Ontology annotation, cellular component: P-body. Gene Ontology annotation, biological process: nuclear-transcribed mRNA poly(A) tail shortening; regulation of mRNA stability. The transcript is spliced from 3 exons. Bases 1 to 1962 code for a protein of 653 amino acids. The record is from RefSeq and is a predicted model, not a curated record.